Syngnathus typhle (broad-nosed pipefish) is the source of this 1773-nucleotide messenger RNA. RefSeq names its product sperm associated antigen 6 (gene spag6). Gene Ontology annotation, cellular component: sperm principal piece; axoneme; acrosomal vesicle. Lineage: Eukaryota; Metazoa; Chordata; Actinopteri; Syngnathiformes; Syngnathidae. Gene Ontology annotation, molecular function: microtubule binding. The coding region runs from base 154 to 1677 and encodes 507 amino acids. Gene Ontology annotation, biological process: neuron projection extension; epithelial cilium movement involved in extracellular fluid movement; filopodium assembly. The record is from RefSeq and is a predicted model, not a curated record. The transcript is spliced from 12 exons.
ACGAUCUAGGCGGACUCGUGUUGUCAAGGUGACAAGGAUCAACAGUGCAUACUUCUCCCUAUGCAGACUCACCUCGAAGUCAGACGGUAAAAAGCUCCUCAAGAAAACCCGCUGGUUUGACUACUAAAACGAUCCAAUUUUACGGCUGACACGAUGACUCAAAGACAGAUCGUCCAAGUUUUUGAGCAGUAUAAUAAAUCAAGAAUGCAGUUUGUGCAAACGGUUGCUGAUCUGGCAGACCGGCCACAAAACAUUGAAAUCCUCCAAAAAGCAGGUGUCAUGUCAAUGCUGAGGCCCCUGAUGCUGGAUGUGGUUCCCGGCAUCCAGCAGAAGGCUGCCCUUGCCUUGGGCCGCCUGGCGGUCCACAACGCUGACCUGGCUGACAAUUUAGUGAAGGAAGACAUCCUGCCCCAGCUCAUCCGCUCGCUUACCAUACAGAACAGGUUGUAUAAGAAAGCAGCUGCGUUUGUGCUACGUGCUGUGUCCAAACACUCUCCUGAGCUUGCUAAGGCGGUGGUGGCCAACGGAGGUGUGGACGCGCUCGUUCUCUGUCUGGAGGACUUUGACCCCGGUGUGAAGGAAGCCGCCGCCUUGGCUCUGGGCUUCAUUGCACGACAUAAUGAUUCCCUGUCCCAGUCCAUUGUGGAUGCAGGUGCAGUCCCCAUGCUGGUGUUGUGCCUCUUGGAGCCCGAGAUUGCCCUCAAACGCACGGCGGCCUCGGUGCUCAGCGACAUUGCCAAACACACGCCGGAAUUAGCCCAAAUUGUGGUGGAAGCUGGCGCCAUUGCACAUCUGGCGCAGAUGAUCCUCAACCCAGACACCAAACUCAGGAGGCAAGUAUUCUCCGCUUUGGGUCAGAUCAGCAAACACUCGGUGUGCCUGGCCGAGAUGGUGAUCGAGGCCGAUGUCUUCCCUGCAGCCAUGAUGUGCCUCCGGGAUCCGGACGAGUGCGUCAAAAAUAAUGUCACCAUCCUGAUGAGAGAGGUGGUCAAACACACCCCUGAGCUAUCGCAGGUAAUAGUAAACUGCGGCGGCACGGCCGAAGUCAUCACCUACCUCGGCGAGUGUCGUGGAAGUCUGAGGUUGCCGGGGAUCAUGAUGUUGGGAUAUGUGGCGGCGCAUAGUGAGCACUUGGCCAUGGCUGUUAUUCUCUCCCAAGGGUUGCUCCAGCUGGCUUUGUGUCUAUCAGAGGAGACGCAACACCACAUCAAGGCCGUGACAGCCUGGUGCAUCGGCCAGAUAGGACAUCACACCCCUGUACAUGCCAAGGCUGUCGCCACUGCCAACCUGCUGCCCAAAUUGCUGCAACUCUACAUGGAUGCCAACAGUUCCGAGGACCUGCAGACAAAAAGUAAGAAGGCUCUGAAGAUGAUCUUACAGAAGUGUACCGACUUGCCAGCGCUGGAGUCCCUCCUCUACGAUGCACCUAGCAACAUUAUCAAACAUGUUGUCUGCCAGUUCAGCAAGGUAUUACCUCAUGACAGUCUAGCGCGUCGUUCAUUUGUGACCAGCGGAGGUUUAAAGAAAGUGCAAGAGAUCCAGGCGGAGCCCGGCUCCGUUCUUCAGGAACACAUUAAUUCUAUCAACAGCUGCUUCCCAGAGGAGAUAGUCAGGUAUUACACUCCAGGCUAUUCAGAAGUGUUGUUGGAGCGCUUAGAGAACUUUAAGAUCUCCUGAGACCAUCUGGCAUCCCCCUCCCCGUUUAUUCCUUGUUUUUUAUAUUCACCAAUUAAAACAAAAACCAGACAUUUGGUUAACUGCUUCAUAUGACAA